Messenger RNA from Pleuronectes platessa (European plaice), 1595 nucleotides. Its product is annotated as carbohydrate sulfotransferase 12-like. Gene Ontology annotation, biological process: carbohydrate biosynthetic process; proteoglycan biosynthetic process. The transcript is spliced from 5 exons. Lineage: Eukaryota; Metazoa; Chordata; Actinopteri; Pleuronectiformes; Pleuronectidae. Gene Ontology annotation, molecular function: sulfotransferase activity. The record is from RefSeq and is a predicted model, not a curated record. Gene Ontology annotation, cellular component: membrane. The coding region runs from base 260 to 1198 and encodes 312 amino acids.
CUCCCAUUCAUUAUUGACCAAUCAAAUUAUACCUACUGUUAUAAAAUAUUACAGACGCCGUCUGUUUGAUGAGACUCGUGAAUUUCCAGUGCUGCUAGAGUGCCGGGGCUGUGCUAUGGUUGCCCAUUGCUUUGCUGUAACUUUUCAUACAUUUCAUUGCUUCUAAAUAAAUACUUGAUUGAACCAAACCAAGACCAGCUCUUCUAAUAUUUUGGAUAAACAAACACGCGUAGACUGACAUACAAUAUAUCCAGCUGCAAUGGCACUAUGCAGAGGAAUCCUGUGGACCCUUAUAUUUCUUGGAUCGAUUUUUCUCAUCAUGUCCGUUUACGGAUGGGACAGGUUCCAUCAAAAAAAAGCUGAAAGGAUGCAUAACUUACAGGAAGGGAAAAAACAGCUGAUAAAAGAAAUCUGUGAAAAUGACAAAGAGGCCAUUUCUAAGGGGAAACGCAGUCUUGAAGACUUGAGUGACAGUGAGCUGAAGAACUUCAUUGUGGAUGACAAGCACGGCAUCAUCUACUGUUACAUUCCCAAGGUUGCAUGUACCAACUUGAAGAGGGUGAUGUAUGUACUGAAACAUGGGGAGCCAUACCAGGACCCUAGUUCCAUAUAUGAUCAGUACGUUCAUGGCUUUGGCAACUUACGUCUUUUGAGCAGCUACCCAAGAAUAGAGAGGAAGGCAAAGCUGAAGCACUACACCAAAUUCCUGUUUGUACGGGACCCGUUCGUCCGUCUCAUCUCCGCCUUCCGAGACAAAUUCGAAGAUUCGAAGAACGACUUCUACUAUAAGCCCCUCAGCCAACACAUCCAGCGUCUCUACGACCACACGCCUUAUCCACCACGCAUUACCUUUUACAACUUUAUUCAAUAUCUUCUGGACCCACAGACUGAGCAGAAUCUGCCCUUUGAUCCUCACUGGAGGCAGAUGCACCGUCUUUGCCACCCCUGCCUCAUACAGUAUGAUUUCAUUGGCCAUCAGGAGACUCUACAGGAGGAUGCUGAACAGCUACUGAACACCUUAAAGCUGCAGAACGACAUUAAGUUCCCUCCUUCCUAUGUCAACAUUACAACUCCUGAGUAUUUGUCAGGCUGGUUCAGAAAAGUGCCUCUAGUGGAAAGGAUGAAGCUGUACAAGCUCUAUGAAACUGACUUUAAGCUGUUUGGCUACAGAAAGCCAGAUGAAUUGCUUGAUGGUUGAGAGGAAGUCAUGAGAACAGCCAAGAGCAGACAAUCGUUUUUUGUAUGAAGCGAAAACCAAUGAAAGUAACUUAAUAAAAGAAGCAAAACAAAAGACUGUUUAAUUAAAGAAAAAGAGUUGCAGAGAAAAUCUUUCCCAGCUGGAGAAGAACAGAGCUCUCAUACCUGGAGUGUAUCAGGAGGCCUGACCGCAAACAUACAAAGAGAAUACAUCAUAACAUAAAGUCCUCUUUAUAAUAUUCCUGUGAGUAACUGAUGGUGAAAUGUUCGCUCUGCUUGAAGUGAAAACCUCUUUUCUCAGAGUGUCAUUCUGUUUUAGAUAGGAAUCUGAACUAGGCGCACAGAGUACCGUACAGUCUGUGUAUCUUCUACUAAAAAUAAAGUUGGUUGAAAUUAAA